Triticum dicoccoides is the source of this 1066-nucleotide messenger RNA. RefSeq lists its product as uncharacterized. The record is from RefSeq and is a predicted model, not a curated record. Lineage: Eukaryota; Viridiplantae; Streptophyta; Magnoliopsida; Poales; Poaceae. The coding region runs from base 124 to 642 and encodes 172 amino acids. The transcript is spliced from 3 exons.
UGUUCGAUCCCCUCUGCUUGUAGCGCGCGAGGCUAGCCUAGAUCCUCGUGGUCGGUCGGACUUGUGUUUCGUUGCCAGUCUGCUUUUUUAGCUUCGAUCGAUCCGGCCGGCCUCUCGGUCGACAUGGAUCAGUGUGCGUCCAGGGUGCUGCCAAUCAUCGACGAAGGGUCGGAGUCGGAGUCCGAGACGGGGUCGUCAACGGAGGGUGUGGCGCCGGAGACGACGACGAGGAAGGCCGCGGCGGCGAGGGCCAUAGCCGAGCGCAGGAAGGCGAUCGUGGCCAGGAUGAGGGAGCUGCUCCGGCGCGCCGUCGUGCAGUCGUCGUCGGCGGCAGCGACUCAGUCCAAGCUGCGCUCCUCCACCGUGGCCACCGCCAAGAAAUGGAAGAGGGUGGUGACCUUCAAGAGUAGAGAUCGCCGGCGUUCGGUCGUCCACGGAGGCGGCCUCGACGGCAUGAGCUCCGCGUCGUCGGUGUCCAGCGCCAGCAGGAACAGCCUGAGCAGCCGGGACGCCACAUUCCCGCGCUCCCCUCCGCCGCCGUUCGCCGCCGCCAACAAGAUAUGCUUCGAAGAAAUCAUGGCGAUGGAGCAUGAGGCUCACUGGAUCACCACGGAUUCCGACUUCGUCGUGCUGGAGCUCUAGACGGGGGAGACGACGACGAGGACGCGGUGAUCUCUCCGACGAGCAAAUUAACGUACCGAGUGGCGUGGAUUCGUUGUAGGCCCGGCCCAAGUCUUGCAAAAUCGUCCUGGCAUGAUUACACAAGUUUCUGGACUAAUAUAUAAUAGUGAUCCUGCAGAUCAAACAAAGAAUGGACCGGCUUAUAUGUCUAUUGUAAAGGCUGAUUUUACUUCUUCUUCUUUCGAAUUAUUGUGCAUUUGGUAUUUGACGGCUCAAAGAGCUAUGACAGGUAUUGUAUUUUUAGAAGAAGAAAUCAUCUUUGCGUAACUUAAUUACUCGUGUGUUGAGAGAAACAAAAAAGAAAAACCUUCUUGUUGUAAGUUGGUUGGAGAGUACGGAUCUCCAAGCAAUGUUGGAGGGCUCAAGAUAAGAGGUUCCAUGUAGC